Molecule: messenger RNA, 591 nt
Organism: Arxiozyma heterogenica
Lineage: Eukaryota; Fungi; Ascomycota; Saccharomycetes; Saccharomycetales; Saccharomycetaceae
Gene: PTH1
Product: aminoacyl-tRNA hydrolase
Exons: 1
Coding region: 1-591 (196 amino acids)
Molecular function (GO): peptidyl-tRNA hydrolase activity
Source: RefSeq, a predicted model, not a curated record
AUGAUGAUACUAUUGAGACGUACAUUACAUACGUGUAUAACGGGUAUUGGAAACAUGGAACCACAAUAUAAUGGUACCAGGCACAACGUUGGUAAUAUGAUAGUAAGAAUGAUCCAAGAACAACUAUGCCCCUCAUGCAAUUUUAAAGUGGCCCCAGGAUUCAAGGGGAUCCAGUACGUGACAGUGAAGGAUGAAACACGGGAUGACCAUAUAAUAAGUUUACUGAUUUGUACGGGUGAGUAUAUGAACCAAAUUGGAAGACUUGUGGCCCCAAUAUGGAAAAAAAUCGAAACGAAAUACCCCAACACACGAUUUAUAGUUGCACAUGAUGAAUUAGACAGGCCCUUAGGUCAUAUUCAGUUAAGGGAACCAGGUACAAGUUCACGGGGACACAACGGCCUAAAACACUUGACAUCCUGUUAUGGUGCUAAAUUUUACAAAUUGGGGAUAGGAAUAGAUCGGCCUAUGUCUAGAUCCCAUAAAGAAGUAGCAGACUAUGUGUUGUCAAAAUUUCCACCAGAUGCACUAACUAUCUUGAGAGAGGUAUCAUUACCAAAAGCUUUACAAAAAAUAACAAAUAUAUCCAAAUAG